Messenger RNA from Seminavis robusta, 321 nucleotides. Lineage: Eukaryota; Bacillariophyta; Bacillariophyceae; Naviculales; Naviculaceae. The record is from the annotation of a GenBank genome assembly.
AUGGCAGCAGGAACACCAGCAGUUGAAUGCAAAUGGAAGAGUCAGAACAUUCAGAACUAUGAAUACAAAUAUCAAAAGUUUGGCCCCAACCCUCAAAACAUUGUCUAUCCUUGGACUGUCAUUGUCAGGGGUGUCAAUGCAAAUGCAAAUGAUGGCAAUAACAACCCAAUCUAUUGGGCUUCUCCUCCAACCAUGGAUACUUUCUUUGGAAUCAUCCAAGAUGCAAUCAUUAACAAUGCUCAGAGAAUCACUGUAAGCUACAGCCAGCAGGGAUACCCAACCAAUAUCUACAUUCAGAAGAGCAAUGGGGAAGUCGAGUAA